UAUUCUGUUACAUUGUAGCAAAAUGGCGACUGUCAUUCACAACCCCCUGAAAGCGCUUGGGGACCAGUUCUACAAGGAAGCCAUUGAGCACUGCCGGAGUUAUAACUCACGGCUGUGCGCAGAGCGCAGUGUGCGCCUUCCCUUCUUGGACUCUCAGACAGGGGUUGCCCAGAACAACUGCUACAUCUGGAUGGAGAAGAGGCACCGAGGCCCAGGACUUGCUCCAGGCCAGCUGUACACAUACCCAGCCCGCUGCUGGCGCAAGAAGAGACGAUUGCAUCCGCCUGAGGAUCCAAAGCUGCGGCUGCUAGAAAUAAAACCUGAAGUGGAGCUGCCUCUGAAGAAGGAUGGGUUCACCUCGGAAAGUACCACCCUGGAAGCCUUGCUCCGUGGCGAGGGGGUGGAGAAGAAGGUGGAUGCCAGAGAGGAGGAAAGCAUCCAGGAAGUACAGAGGGUUUUGGAAAAUGAGGAAAAUGUAGAAGAAGGAAAUGAAGAAGAAGAUUUAGAAGAGGAUAUUCCCAAGCGAAAAAAUAGGACUAGAGGACGGGCUCGAGGCUCUGCGGGUGGCAGAAGGAGGCACGACGCUGCCUCUCAGGAAGACCACGACAAACCUUACGUCUGUGACAUCUGCGGCAAGCGCUACAAGAACCGGCCAGGACUCAGUUACCACUACGCUCACACUCACCUGGCCAGCGAGGAGGGGGAUGAAGCCCAAGAUCAGGAGACACGGUCCCCACCUAACCACAGAAAUGAAAACCACAGACCCCAGAAAGGACCAGAUGGGACAGUCAUUCCCAAUAACUACUGUGACUUCUGCUUGGGGGGCUCUAACAUGAACAAGAAGAGUGGGAGGCCUGAAGAGCUGGUGUCCUGUGCAGACUGUGGACGCUCUGGUCACCCAACCUGCCUGCAGUUCACCCUGAACAUGACUGAGGCUGUGAAGACCUACAAGUGGCAGUGCAUAGAGUGCAAAUCCUGCAUCCUCUGUGGGACCUCAGAGAAUGAUGACCAGCUGCUCUUCUGCGAUGACUGUGACCGUGGCUACCACAUGUACUGUCUAAAUCCCCCAGUGGCUGAGCCCCCAGAAGGAAGCUGGAGCUGCCACUUAUGCUGGGAACUGCUCAAAGAGAAAGCCUCAGCCUUUGGCUGCCAGGCCUAGG
Messenger RNA from Orycteropus afer afer, 1160 nucleotides. The record is from RefSeq and is a predicted model, not a curated record. NCBI's taxonomy places the organism in Eukaryota, Metazoa, Chordata, Mammalia, Tubulidentata, Orycteropodidae.